Molecule: messenger RNA, 808 nt
Organism: Beta vulgaris subsp. vulgaris (sugar beet)
Lineage: Eukaryota; Viridiplantae; Streptophyta; Magnoliopsida; Caryophyllales; Amaranthaceae
Product: 40S ribosomal protein S19-2
Exons: 4
Coding region: 109-549 (146 amino acids)
Biological process (GO): ribosomal small subunit assembly; translation
Cellular component (GO): cytosolic small ribosomal subunit; ribosome
Molecular function (GO): RNA binding; structural constituent of ribosome
Source: RefSeq, a predicted model, not a curated record
GUUAAUACCAAAACCCUUACACUGACUUCUGCGCAAUUUUGGAGGCCGGAGCAACAGGAGAGGUGAGUUUUGCGCGCUGCUAAAGGGAAAAAAAAAAGGAGAGAGAAAAUGGAGCGUCGACCAUCUAUUACUGUUAAGGAUGUUUCACCCCAUGAUUUUGUUAAGGCCUAUGCUGCUCACCUCAAGCGUUCUGGCAAGAUUGAGCUCCCCCCUUGGACCGACAUUGUCAAGACUGGUGUUCUGAAGGAACUUGCCCCUUAUGACCCUGAUUGGUACUACAUUAGGGCUGCUUCAAUGGCAAGGAAGAUCUACUUGAGAGGUGGUCUUGGUGUUGGUGCUUUCCGUAGAAUCUAUGGUGGAAGUAAAAGAAAUGGAAGCCGCCCACGUCACUUCGGCAAAAGCAGUGGUGCUGUUGCACGACACAUCCUUCAACAGCUCGAGGAAACCAAAAUUGUUGAGAUUGAUCCCAGAGGUGGGAGGAAAAUCACAUCCAGUGGGCAGAGAGAUCUUGACCAAGUUGCUGGACACAUCACUGAUGCUGCUCUUUGAGAAGUGAAUUUGAGGAUUGUACUUUGAGCACUGUCUGAGGAUAUGAUGGUAGCAUAUUCGAUUAAUUUAGGGUUUUUGUUUUACUUGGUUAAGAACAAGUGAUGAACUGAAUAUGUGUUCACCAAUUUUGUUUUUCUGAUGGAUGAAUUUUAGCAUUGGUUUAUAUACCCUCGUGUGUCUGCUUGGAACACAAGUUGGAUGGAUAGUUUGUUAUGGACCUUUUUAUUGUGCUGUGUGCUUGAUGUGUUCAUUUCGGAUA